GAAACGAGUUGAUAAUCUUUUUGGCUGACCAAAAGGAACCCUACUUUAAGCCCCGUGUGAAGUUACCAAUGAAAUCUCUCAGUGUUUCCAUAACCAGUGUGGUUCCUGGAGAUUAUGACGGUGAUUCACAAAUGGAUGUCCUCCUGACCACCCGGGCACAAAAUCACGGCAGAGAUGAACUUUCAGUGUUUAUUUUCUGGGGGCACAACCAGACAUUAGAUCUUAACCAUAAAACUAUGCUAAAUAGGACUUUUCAUGAUGAGCCCCUAGUAAUGGACUUUAAUGGAGACUUGAUUCCUGACGUCUUUGGUGUCACAAGCGAUUCAAGUAAGCCACAGAUAUUGAUAGGCGGGAACUUAUCGUGGCACGCUGCCUUGGAAACUCAGAGUAAAAUGUAUAUACCACACUCUCACGCGUUUAUAGAUUUAAAUAACGACUUCACUGCCGAUUUGUUCCUUACUACGUCACCGAACUCACAAAACAUUGAGUUUGAGACAUGGGUAAAUAAGGAUGGGAACUUCUCUCAAGCUGGGAAAAAGCAAACGCCAAAUGGUGUGAAAGUUGUUGGACAGUCCGUGUUUGCAGAUUUUG
Molecule: messenger RNA, 591 nt
Organism: Eurypyga helias (sunbittern)
Lineage: Eukaryota; Metazoa; Chordata; Aves; Eurypygiformes; Eurypygidae
Gene: ITFG1
Product: integrin alpha FG-GAP repeat containing 1
Exons: 7
Cellular component (GO): plasma membrane
Source: RefSeq, a predicted model, not a curated record